GCAUACGGACGCGUUCGGACAAAUGUGUUCUUGCCUGCGUACUUGUAUGAGAAGAAUAUGGCAAUGUUAGGUGAUAUCAAGCGAUGCAAACAGGGUGUUAUAAUAGAAUCCCUUGCAAAUAUAGAUAUUUUAAGAGUGAUUCCAGAACGCGCAUAUACGCCAAAAUCGAUAAAUGUAUUAUUAAGUUUGACACCGCAAGCUCAACCAAAACUUACAGCUCAAUUGGAUGUAUUUGAAUAUGUUCUCCGUCAUGUAUUGUCUAAGAAAACCGUGCCAUUAUGUGAUACUAUAAGUACUUUAGGAGCUGGUGCAGAGUCUCUUAUAAAAAAUUUGUCAUUUGAUUCUCAAGUCCUUGUUAAGGAUACAACGGUUGAACAAUUUAUUGAAUUGGCUCAAAUUUUCGAACAAUGGCCAUUUAGGCCAGUUAACUUACAU
Racocetra persica is the source of this 435-nucleotide messenger RNA. The record is from the annotation of a GenBank genome assembly. NCBI's taxonomy places the organism in Eukaryota, Fungi, Glomeromycota, Glomeromycetes, Diversisporales, Gigasporaceae.